AUGCUUCGCAAAAAGGAUGUCUUCACCGUCGUGACACCCAUUCCGGGCUUCAUCCCCCGCCAGCUCGCCAUCGACAUCCUCCACGCGCACAGCGAAGUCAUCACCCUCAACCCGCUCGUGCUCGAGCACCGACCGAUCCCCGCGCCGCGCGAUGCCGCCGCCGACGAAUACUACAGCACCUGGUACGAGAUCGUCGAGCGCAUCCAGUACAUCCCCGGUCUCGGCAAGGCCGGCUCCGGCCUCAUCACCUUCACCGGCUGCUUCCACGACAUGCCCUGGGGCCUGCAGACGCACACCAUAAUCAAGGCGCCCAUGAACGUCGACCUGCGCAACAAGUACCGCAUCGCCGGCAACCAGCCGGGCAUCGAGCUUCCCGAGGCGCGCGAGAUCGGCCUCGAGGCCCUCGGCGCGCCUGCCGAUGGCCUCUACCUGCGCGAGGACAUCGAGAUCAAGUGCAACAUCGCCAUGGUCGGCUUCGUCAAGACGCAGCUCAAGGCCGCGAGCAGGGAGAUGGUGCAGCGGAUCAUCAAAAAGGCCGAGCUUCUCGAUGCCGGCGUCCUUCACGCCAUGAUGGAGAACGGCAAGCUCAAGACCUACAACCCCAACGACCGGUCCAAGUUUGGACCUCGACGGGCGAACUCGAACAUGCUGCCGAACCCGAAUGCGGACCCGUGGCCGCAGGACGUGUACGUCUCGGGACCGACAAGCCCACGCAUGCCGUCGCCCUUCGACAGAGCAUCGGAGCCGUACUAUGCCCCGACUCCGUACCAGCAACCGUCGAGCGAGCACUCGACGCCACCUCCCCCGGCGCCUGCUCCGGUACCACCGCCUCCUGCGCCCAAGGACGAGCCGCGAGUCGCGCCGGUCGAGCUCCCCGGCGACUGGCAGCACUACCAACCGCCUUUGCAAGACAAGCGCCUGCCACGACCUGCCUCGGACAACCCAUCGUCGCUGGGGAGCUCUUACGGAGCCGCAUCCUCGGACCCGCGAUGGUCCCAGCCGCCACUGAGCCCUGUGCUACCGGACACGACCCGGACAAGCUUCCAGUCCGUCGCCAGCAGCGGCGGCAACCAUUCGGCGAUGCAUCCUUUUGCAUCCGAGCUCGCAGCUCACAGGGAGAUUAAGGAGUAG
Messenger RNA from Drechmeria coniospora, 1131 nucleotides. RefSeq lists its product as uncharacterized. The coding region runs from base 1 to 1131 and encodes 376 amino acids. The transcript has a single exon. The record is from RefSeq and is a predicted model, not a curated record. NCBI's taxonomy places the organism in Eukaryota, Fungi, Ascomycota, Sordariomycetes, Hypocreales, Ophiocordycipitaceae.